AUGGCCUCCUUCCCUGCGGAGCCCGCCUCGUCGGCCGGCCGAAGCGAGGCCGAGGGCGGCGGGGGCGAGCCGCGCAAACUUGUGCAAACUUUGGCGCCCGCCCCUUCGCCCCAGGCUCCUCCCGGCAGCGGGGGAAGCGAGGCGGGCGCGGCGGCGGCGGCGGCGGCGGCGGCUGCAACGGCAGCGGCGUUGCCUUCUCCGUCUUCCCCGCCGCCGCCGCGCUUCUCCCCGGAGCAGGUCUCGUGCGUGUGCGAGGCGCUGCUGCAAGCCGGCGACCCGGGCCGCCUGGGCCGCUUCCUGGGCUCGCUGCCGGCCGACGAGGCGCGCCGCUUGGAGGCGCAGCCGGGCGCGGCGGGCGAGAGCCUGGCCAAGGCGCGGGCGCUGCUGGCCUUCCAGCGGGGGGACUUCGCCGAGCUGUACCGCCUGGUGCAGAGCCGGCCCUUCGGCGCGCCCCACCACCCGUUCCUGCAGGACCUCUACCUGCGCGCCCGCUACCGGGAGGCCGAGGCGGCGCGGGGCCGGGCGCUGGGCGCCGUCGACAAGUACCGCCUGCGCAAGAAGUUCCCCCUGCCCGGCACCAUCUGGGACGGCGAGGAGACCGUCUACUGCUUCAAGCGGCGCUCGCGGGCCGCCCUCCGCGACUCCUACGGCCGCAGCCGCUACCCCAGCCCGGAGCAGAAGCGCCGCCUGGCCCGCGACACCGGCCUCUCGCUCACCCAGGUCAGCAACUGGUUCAAGAACCGGCGCCAGAGGGACCGCAGCGGCGGCGGCCAGGGAGGAGGAGGAGGAGGCGGCGCCGGCGGCACGCCCAGCAAGAGCGAAUCCGACGGGAACCCCAGCACGGAGGACGAGUCCAGCCAUGGCCCCGAGGAAACCGAAGCCGCCGUGGGGGUUCCGGCCAUGCCCGAAGGGAUUCCUGCCUCUGGCGGCCUCUUCCUGCCGGCCGCCUGUUCCAGCGCCUCUUCCAUCCUUCUGAACGGCAACUUCAUCACUGCCAGCUCCCCGACUAUGCUCCUCAAUGGAGGAUCGGUGAUCCAGACCCCCAGCGGAGGCGUCAUCCUGAACGGGUUGGCUCUCGGGGAGAACCAGACCAUCACCCUGAGCCCCGUGGCGGCACCUAGCCCGCCCGUCCUCCUGAAUGGCUCUGCUACCUUGCUGAGCGGCAAAACCUCGGUCGCCAACAGCCAGGAGGUCUCCAAGGCGCCGCAGGAAUCCCUCCCCUCAGCCGCCGUCAUCCUCAGCCCUCCUGGGGAGGUGAAGUCCGAAACCGCCGAGGCGCUGGUGUAUGGCGUGGGAGUGAAGUCCGAGGAGGGGCCGGCGGCUGCCCCGCACCUUCUGACUCUCCCAGACGCCUCCACGCUCCUCUCUGACCACAAGGGCACCUUGUUGACGGCCGUUCCCAUGUCUCAAGUCGUCCCAUCGGAUGAAGAUGCUCCCCCAGCCGCUCAGCUGCCCCCGGUGGCUCAGCCGGCCUCCACGUCCAGCCCCCAGAUCGUUCCUCUUGCUAAACUAAUCUCUGGCACUCAAGCCCUGUCCAGCCCCCAGGUGACAGUGGCAACAGCCGGUGGGCAGGUCGCUUUGCCGCCGCCUCCUCCAGCGACUGCAGCUACGCCCCUCCUUUCCAUUCCGGGCUCCUCCCCAGCCCAGGCUACCGUCCUCCACGUUCCCGCCCCUUCUCUGCUCCCCCUCGCCCAAGUUUCGCCCCCCUCCCAGGUCGUGCCUUUGUCCCAGCCCGUUUCGGGCUCCCAAGUGCUCUCCCCGUCUCAGAUGGUGCCCAUGUCCCCCACGCAGAUUUACACGGUGCCCCAGGGGGCCUCCGCCCCUCAGCUCGUCUCCCUCCCCCAAGUGGCCCAGGGGUCCCAGAUUAUUUCUCUUCCCCAAGUGGUGCCCACCUCCCAAGUCGUGACACUGCAGCAGGGCGUGGGCAGCCCGAUCCAGAUCCUGACCAGCGCCGCCCCCAUCAAGGUGGGGCCCGUGGGAGGGACGCCGCAGGCGCCGACGUCGUGUGGGAGCCUCAGCCACAGCAAUGUGCACCUCAUCAACACCAACGUGAGCAUGACGGCCCUUCAGCUUCCAGGCACGACACCAGGGAACAUCCUCUUGACAAACCCAGUUACAGGCGGCGGCACCAUCGUUACGGGCAUGGCUCUGCAGCAGGGCAAGCUCAUCCUGACCGCCACCUUUCCCGCCAGCAUGUUGAUGGCGCCCAUCCUGUCCGGUCCAGCAGGCCCAGCCCUGGCCCUGCCUAUCAAGCAGGAAGUGGCCACAACACCACCGGCAGCUCUGGAAGACCACGACGCCGGCAACAUGCUGCUCCCUGGGAUCAGCCCCGUCCUGCCUUCUGCCGUCCCCUCUCUUUCAGCCUCGGACAGCCCCGGGUCACCGGAACUGGCGUUCGGCACAGACUCUGGCCAAACCAACCUCCUUUCGAGCUUCUCCCAGCCUGACGGCCUGACGAUGUCCCAGCAGCAGGUGGUCUGGUCCGGCCCGGUCGGCAUGGACCUCCAAGGGCCCAGCUCCGAGGGGCUGUUCGAGAUGGACAAGGGUCCCUUGGAAGGGCAGAGCGGCCUGCUUCGGCUCCCAGAGGGGGAGGGCCUCUUACUGGAUGCCUCCGGCGGUGACCCCAUGGAUCCCGAGGCACUCGACUCUGACGAGAAGGUACUGACCCAGCUGCAGUCCGUUCCGGUGGAAGAGCCUCUGGACUUGUAAAAACGGGCAGACGCGGGCAAAGUGGGUCGACCCCGGGCUUCGCCUCUUGCCUGUGGAACAGCUCCAUCACUCUGAAUCCUUCCGUCUCGCUCCUGCCGGCUCCGGAGACCGGCUGCCGAUUUGGGAAUGCUAGAAGUGCCUUCGUAAGGGAAACCCUUUCCCGGAUACGUCUU
Gekko japonicus is the source of this 2882-nucleotide messenger RNA. It is a transcript of the gene SIX5, whose product is annotated as SIX homeobox 5. Gene Ontology annotation, biological process: regulation of transcription by RNA polymerase II. NCBI's taxonomy places the organism in Eukaryota, Metazoa, Chordata, Lepidosauria, Squamata, Gekkonidae. Bases 1 to 2709 code for a protein of 902 amino acids. Gene Ontology annotation, cellular component: transcription regulator complex; nucleus. The record is from RefSeq and is a predicted model, not a curated record. Gene Ontology annotation, molecular function: RNA polymerase II cis-regulatory region sequence-specific DNA binding; DNA-binding transcription factor activity, RNA polymerase II-specific. The transcript is spliced from 4 exons.